Messenger RNA from Ectocarpus siliculosus, 3175 nucleotides. NCBI's taxonomy places the organism in Eukaryota, Phaeophyceae, Ectocarpales, Ectocarpaceae. The record is from the annotation of a GenBank genome assembly.
AUGGGACUGCUGAUGUUGCCGCCCUCCUCACGGCGAGGUAGCGGCGGGUUGUCUCCUGGUAGCGUGACACCGCGGACCUUGGCUGUCACCAUGGGUCUUGUCCUCCUCCUCCUAGCAGCAGGCUUCGACUCAGCGGAGGCCGUCCUCCCCACGGGGGAGCUCCGACUAGCGGACGGGAGCACGGCCUACGCGGCCCCGGCGUGGUUCGGCCUCCAGCUCCCAGAGGAGAAAGAGGCGACGCAUCUCCCGCUCCGGGUUCCCAAGAGCGACGCCGACGGGUGCGGGAAGGUGACGGUGGAGGAUCCACCCGAGGGCGGGGGCGGGUUCGUGCUUCUGGUGGAGAGGGGCAACUGCUUCUUCGACGCCAAGGCGCUCGCGGCGCAGGAGGCCGGUGCCGAGGGGCUCGUGGUCAUGAACUCGGUGGAAGGCAUCUACCAGGACAAUAGCGCGGCCACCGACAAGUAUGACUACGAGUGCGACAACGGCGAGGGUUGGGUCAAAGACCUCCAGACCCCGGUGUGGGACCCGCUCAACACCGACGAGGCGUGCUGGUCCAACGACGCCUGUGACUCAGGAGUGUGCGUCGUGACCAACGUCACCGAAGCAACCUUGGGGACAAAGGUGUGCUGCGCGUGGGAUAUGUACAUCACUAUGUACAGCUCGGACCCGGAGACGUCGGACAAGGUUGGCAUCCCGUCCGUGUACGUGACGAUGAAGGAUGGACAGGCUCUGCUGGAGGCUGGCGAGGUCGAUGUCGAGAUCUUCAACCGCCCUCGCAGCUAUAUCAACCUGAGCUCUUUCCUCCUGUGGGGCUUGGGUGUGGCGACCGUGGUGUGGGCAAGCGUGAAGAGCGGCGAUGAUCUCCGGAGACGCUCCAACAGCAAGUCAGGGGACGGGUCGUCAGGGGUGGUUAACUACGGGGGUGACUCGCACGAAGAAUCCCCGUCCUUGGAGCUAGGGGUUCGACACACUCUGGCGUUUGUGGUGUUCGCCUCGGGGAUGCUGCUGCUGCUCUUCUUUUUCAACCUGGGGCUGGGGGUGACCCUCAUGUUCUGCCUGUCGGCCUCUACGGCCACGUCUGCGAUCGUAGUGCUGCCCCUCAUGCGAUGGGCCCGCGCGACGCUUGUGGACUACGGCUUUCUCUGGAGUGACGGCGACGGCGGCACUGUCGACUGCUACUGCUUGGGCGUCUUGUCCGGGCUGGAGAUUGCUUCCACCAUUACAUCCAUGGGUCUAGCGCUGUGGUGGCUAAUCGUCCGAAACACAACCAGUUACGCCUGGGUGCUUCAGAACCUGUUCGGGUGUUGCCUGUGCGCCACCUUCCUCUCCACCAUCCGUCUUCCAAGCAUCAAGGUGGCCACCUUCCUGCUUUGCCUAGCUUUCUUGUACGACAUAUUCUGGGUGUUUCUGUCCCCCCAGCUGUUCGGUGAGAGCGUGAUGGUCAAGGUGGCCACCGGCGGGGAGAUCACCCAAGACCCCACGUUCUGCGAGAAGUAUCCUACUUCCGACGGGUGCCAGGUCGAAAGCCUCCCGAUGUUGCUGGAGCUCCCCCGGCUGUGGGAUUACACCGGAGGUUACGCGAUGCUUGGCCUGGGUGACAUCGUCAUCCCUGGCCUGCUGCUGUCCUUCGCCCACCGCUACGACCUUUCUGUGGGACUUCACUGGGGCAAGGGAUACUUUGUCUUUAUGGUCGCCGGCUACGCGGUGGGGCUGCUGAUGGCCAACAUGGCCGUCUAUGUAAUGUCAAUGGGUCAGCCGGCACUCCUGUACCUAGUCCCGUGUACCCUUGGGCUGUUCCUGUUCCUGUCGUAUAACGACGGCACUCUGCGCAUGAUGUGGGGCGGGCCCCCUUCUCUGAGCACGGAGCACGCGGGCUACGAUGGGCUAUCGAGCAGUGACGGGAACUUAGACAGGGGCGCCAAGCCUGGGCAGGGGAUGGGGGACGAGCGACAACAUCAGCGGUGGAUGGGGGGCGGGGGCGGGGGGGGGCUGCCCGACUCGGGGAGCAGCCGUGACCCACGGGGGUGGGGCGUGGAGCAACAUUCUGCGGAGCCCCUAGCCUCCUCCGGCUGGCGUGGAAGCGGGGGUGUCGUGUGAUGACAAACAACCGCCGACGCCGUCGCAAAAGUUGCCAGCGAGCAUCGUGUCCUCUGAUCCGGGGUGUGUGUGAAAGCACACGGUAACCACCCCCCGUAACAUGACGUCACGAUCCACGCCUCGUGUUCGCGUUGUGUGUUUUGUUUUGCUUUGUGUCGGGGACGACGGAAGCGCGAGUCCCGUCAAACACAAUAAGAGGGGAUCCCGCAUGGUAUCUAUGUACCCUUGGCUACAUUGUAUCUACGGGGCUUACUUGGAGUUGUUGGUCUGGCUGGAUUGUAUAUUUCUGACAGUUUGUUCUGUUGAGGAGCGGGGGCAUGGGGGAGCAGCAGUUACUGGCGCUGAGGGAAGGCGAAAAGGGCCGCCCUUGCCCCUUUGAGAAUUGUUCACAUCUUGUCGUUCCUCGUGUGUGUUUUAAUUGGAAGGUAGUUUUUGUGAGGUGUCGGCAGCAGUAAUCGUCUCAUCCUGAGUUUAGAUGAAGGUAUCUUGAAGGUAUCUUGGAUGGGACGCAACUAACGACCGUAAUAUAUUUCGCGGGGAAAUGGUGCUGCCAUUUUUCGGAGAAGAGUUUUUUCAGAGCAAAAAAGAAAAAUACUUGGUUCGACAAUGAAUGAUUCGCCCACCGCGGGGAAGCCUGGGAAGGGUGACUGACCCUGGUUUGGAAAGCCAUUUUUGUAGGUUGAUCCUGAGUGCGCCGCUUAGAUUGUCGAGAAUAUUCACGGUGAAAUUGAUGCGCGCAGCGGUUGGGGGAUGCCGCGAGCGCACGAUAGAGGUUCGCCAGGCAUGCCCCGAGGUGUCUCCGUUUCCUGUAUAGUCAGGCUAAGCGGGUUGGUGUACGCUUGAGUAUCGAUUUUUUUGUUUUGUUUGGCCGGCGGCGGUCACCAUGCGCUUGUCGGACUCUCCGGUAACUACCGCGGUUGACGCCUUUCCCAGCUUCACCUUACGAACGUCGGCGUUUGAUACUCCUCGUCACGAGAGACACAGAGCAUCACCAGGCACAUGAUCGCAUCUCUUGGUAGGUCAAGUCUCAUCCAUGGAUGGAGUGAUGUUUCAUGUUAAAAAAUAAAUUUAUUGUUUU